Otolemur garnettii (small-eared galago) is the source of this 2236-nucleotide messenger RNA. RefSeq names its product tumor protein D52 (gene TPD52). Gene Ontology annotation, cellular component: cytoplasm. The record is from RefSeq and is a predicted model, not a curated record. Bases 157 to 711 code for a protein of 184 amino acids. Gene Ontology annotation, biological process: B cell differentiation. The transcript is spliced from 6 exons. NCBI's taxonomy places the organism in Eukaryota, Metazoa, Chordata, Mammalia, Primates, Galagidae.
CGCCGCCGCGUCCGACGCCUCUGGGGGUGGGGACUUCGCGGGAGUCGCCGGCGGAGGCGAGGAGGAGCUUGGGGCGGCGCGGCGCGGCGGGCGAUCCGAGCUGGGACGGCUGCGGGCGGCGGAGGCGCAGAGGACGCGAGGCGGCGGGCGGGAGCCAUGGAGCACAGCGAGCAAGGUCUGCUGAGGACAGACCCAGUCCCUGAGGAAGGAGAAGAUGUUGCUGCCACGAUCAGUACUCCAGACAACCUAUCAGAAGAGGAGCGAGAAGAGCUGAGACGAGAACUGGCAAAGGUUGAAGAAGAAAUUCAGACUCUGUCUCAAGUGUUAGCAGCAAAAGAGAAGCACCUAGCAGAGAUCAAGCGGAAACUUGGAAUCAGUUCACUACAAGAAUUAAAACAGAAUAUUGCCAAAGGAUGGCAAGAUGUGACAGCAACAUCUGCAUACAAGAAGACAUCUGAAACAUUGUCUCAGGCUGGACAGAAGGCUUCCGCUGCCUUUUCAUCCGUUGGCUCCGUCAUCACCAAAAAGCUGGAAGACGUAAAAAACUCCCCAACCUUCAAAUCAUUUGAAGAAAAGGUUGAAAACUUAAAGUCUAAAGUAGGGGGAACCAAGCCUGCUGGUGGUGACUUUGGAGAAGUCUUGAAUUCGACUGCAAAUGCUAGUGCCACCACCACGGAGCCUCAUCCAGAACCAACACAAGAGAGCCUGUGAGACUCCUACCUUUGUUCUGCGUCCCACUGCCAGAUGCUGCAAGCGAGAUCCAAGCACAUCUUGUCAACAUUCGUUGCCACGAAUUUCUACCAGAUGUGCUUUUACUUAGCUUUACAUAUUCCUUUGACCAAAUAGCUUGUGGGUUAAACAAAAUGAAAAUAUCUCCACCUCUACUCCUGGGAAACACCCUCUAAUGUAUAUUUAAGGCCCUUUAUUUAGGAAACACCAUUAUAAAAACACUUGUAGUACCUGGGGACACUGAAUAGAAUGAUCUAAGAAGCUGCAGGUUGUAAUAGUCUCUUUCCUACUUUACAAAUUACUAUAGAUCUGGGAAAUCAGUUUGGUCUUUGUCUUCUAUAAGGUUUCUUUUUCUCUUCGAAACUGUAUAUUUGAUUCCUAAUUAAAAUUGUUCUUUUACAUUUUCUGAAUCGUAGUUAUUAAAAGUCUUGGUAUAUUUUCUUUAUCUCUAAGGGAAGAGCUACCAGCUACAAAAAAUAUUUUGAAAUAAACACUGUUUUGGUAUAAGGUACAUAUCUUGGGUGUCUGAAGACACCAGACGAGAAUAAAUAGUUCUACAUCCAAUUUGUUACGGUUGUGUGGCAGUAGGUACAGUAAUCAAACUUGUAGGUGGUAAGAGUUGGACUCCCCUCCAUCCUUACUUAUCUCCAUUUGUAACAGUAACCUUGUCAGUAUGUUGGUUAUUAUGCUACUCCUAUCAACUUAUUUUUUUUUAACCAGGUUAAAAUUCUAAUUUGAGUAAAUUGACAAAACAACAUUUCAACUUAAGCAUAUUGUCAGUAGGUUGAAAUAUGAGCACUCCUUUCAAUUCACACUGAAAGAUUUUUAGAUCUAGAUUGUUGUAAAAAUGUCAAAAUCAAUCACAUUAUGGGGAACAUUGCUGUCUUCAUUUAAUCUAUUUAGUACCAUGUAAGCACACAAAGUUACGUGACUAAUACAACUUGAGCAUUUUUUCAUACGAAGGAGUUGGUGAUAACGCCUAAGAAUGUAAUGCAUUAAUAAAAAUCAACUCAUCAUUUUUCUACUUAUUUGUUUUCAAUGUGUUAGAAACUCUUCUAAAAGGAUACUGUAGAUACUGCCCCCUAUUUGAGAACUGAGUGUUGGGGCUGAAUGAAUCAAAGCCUCUGGAUGAAUUUGCAUAGAGGUCAAGGUACUCAAUUAAUUCUAAUAAUUACUUACCACCACCACCUUUUCCUUAUGCUGUAUAUGUUUAUGCCCGAGAAUGUUGUAUUUGUUAUUUAUUAAGAUGUGAUUGUUUUAUUAUUUUUUAUGCCAAAUGUUAAUUGCCAAGCUUAGAGUGAUCUAAAGCAUUUUUUAAAAGCAUGGCUAGAUUUACUUCAGGAUAAAUUAUCGUAUGAAAACCAAAUUUGAAAAGCCACAAGUGUUGAUUGUUAUGGAAUAACAUGUUGCCAUUCUUGUUUGCUAGAGCUUUUGUUAGUAUUUUGAAUGCAGUUAAAGCUAUGCUUUAUUAUAUGUGAAAAGCUUAAUAAAUUCUGUAUAUCAGUAA